GUUUUUUUUUUCUUCCCUUCCAUGUCCAACAUCUGGAUCGCGGCUGGUGAUGGGGACCUGGCCCGUGUAGAGGAGCUGGUCCUGGCUGGAACUUUGCCUAAUAUACCAGACGAGUUUACGUAUACUCCGAUGCAUGCAGCAGCGUCUUAUGGUCACAUACAUGUGCUUGAGUUUUUGUUGGCCCACGGUGGGGAUGUGAAUAUCACCGAUGAUGAUGGCGAGACGCCUCUCUACGUAGUAGAAGACGUUGUUACCGCUCGCUGGCUCAUCGAUCAUGGCGCCGUCAUUGAUAGAACCAAUAACGAGGGUGUGUCGGUAGCCUAUCGAGUCACUCGCCGAAGAGUUUUCCCAAGUAGCCGAGUUUCUACAGGCAGAGAUUGCUAUACGAAAAGUGGAUUAAAGACCUGGAAUGAAGUGAUGCCAGGGUCCCUGAUCGUCGAUCGCGAGUCGAUUGCUCGAAUGACAUUGACUCGGUUUCCUCAGCUCGCACGUACCAGGAUUUUACCCAAACUGAAACUGGUAUUUGCAGCUUUUUCGUCUAGUUUCGCCCGAUCGUAUACCUUCAAUAAAACAUAGUUUGACAUUGGAAUGAAUGAUUAUUUCGCCACAAUUC
Guyanagaster necrorhizus is the source of this 613-nucleotide messenger RNA. Its product is annotated as ankyrin. The transcript is spliced from 3 exons. Gene Ontology annotation, molecular function: protein binding. Lineage: Eukaryota; Fungi; Basidiomycota; Agaricomycetes; Agaricales; Physalacriaceae. The record is from RefSeq and is a predicted model, not a curated record. The coding region runs from base 22 to 576 and encodes 184 amino acids.